Molecule: messenger RNA, 1305 nt
Organism: Didymodactylos carnosus
Lineage: Eukaryota; Metazoa; Rotifera; Eurotatoria; Philodinida; Philodinidae
Source: the annotation of a GenBank genome assembly
AUAGAAUACCUAUAUUUUGCAAGUUUUAUUACUCGUAGAUAAUGUUUUUGUGUUAUCAAAAUAGAAUGAUCUUUUUUUGCCCUCUCUCUUUUUUGUGCCUUUGGUAAGACGAUAUAUCUUUACAGUAAACGAAAUAACAAAACACGCGGAUUUGCAUUAGCAUUCCGUUUAAUAACGUGCUCCGAAGGUCUAUUAUUUUUUUAAUUAUACUAUUUUCUUUUGUGAACCUUUACUUUUGUCCUGGUAAGUUUUCGGUCAAUAACUAAAUUAACAACGGCUAGCGGUACGCGAAAACAAGUUUUUGAAAAUGAUUCACACCUCCUGCCGCAUGACAUAAUUACUAAUUCAAAGAAAAAGCAACAGCAACAUAUCACAGCAGUACAACAAGAGACAAGUAUGGCUGAUGCUUUAUCAACUUUAAAUUUGCAAAAUCAAUAUAAAGAGAUAUGCAGUUUUCCAGGCGAUGGAUCGAAAACCAUCGACGAAUUUUUAGAAGCAGUCCAGCACACAUGCGAUGUUGUAAAAGGGGAUGAUUCAGCACGAUAUCAAACAAUUUAUUCAAAUCUUGAUCUUGAAGCAAAGCAGUGGUAUCAGGAAAAUAAAAGUGGUUUGACAACGUUAACAGAACUGAGAAAAGGUUUGCGGGAACGGUACAAAAAUACAAGAUCACCGGUCGAUAUUUUGCAAAGAAUUGAACAACGGAAACAACAACCGAACGAAUCUGUUCAAAAUUUUUACGAUGACUUGACACGUCUUUGUAAAUCAUUUCCAAACGGGUUACCUGAGUCGUAUGUUUUGGCAAAACUGACGCAAGGCAUAAAACUUGAGUUACGAGAACAAGUUUUACGACAGUUCAAUGCAGCAGACACACAGACUUUAGCAGAGUUUUUAAAAAUUUCACUAUCGGAGGAAUCUUUGAAAAAAUUGUUGCCACCGGCAGAAACUAAUCAACAACAAUAUUUCUCAUAUGAUAAUAGUUUAAUAGCAGCUUCUUUUACGAUACCACCACGCUCUAAUUCGUAUAAAAACAAUGCAAGUACACAGAGGCAGCACCAGCCACAGGACACGCAACAACGGCGUUAUUUAAACAAUAGUUCAGAUUUUCGAUCUGAACAGGAGAUACUCGGCUCACAACGAAUUUAUUCGAAUAGUAAUCGUUUCAAUCAACAGCAAUCGCGGCAGACACAACCUGAAAAAAUGGAUUCAAGGCAAGCAGCAGCACCGUUACGACCGUGUUUAAUCUGUGGACGGCCGAAUCAUCGGACAAUUAAUUGUUGGCAUAAAAAAAAAUUAAACCAUUUUUAA